This is a messenger RNA of Dentiscutata erythropus, 380 nucleotides long. The record is from the annotation of a GenBank genome assembly. NCBI's taxonomy places the organism in Eukaryota, Fungi, Glomeromycota, Glomeromycetes, Diversisporales, Gigasporaceae.
CUUUAGAAAAUACAACAAUUUUUGGAUUACAACUAGCAGCUUUGGAAGGGCAACUAAUUGGAGUUGAUUUGCUGGAUGAGGGACUGUAUUUUGGGUUUGAUGGACCAGCCUUUGAGUUUCCCGCUCAAAUUUGUAGCAUUGAUGUUUUAAGACAGACGCUAGAAGUUUUGUAUUAUUUUAAGGAGCAAGUUAUCAGAAAAGCAAAAUAUUUGUCCCAGAAUUCAAGAAAAAACACGAUUGCCAAACUUCUACAUUCUGGAAAUAUCAUGAAGCCGAAUCACUUCAAAAUUAAUUACAUUCGGGAAACUUAUUUUUCACCAAAAAAACAAUCUUUAGCCAGCGAAUCCAAUAAGUUAUACAUUAAAUUUAACGACAAAUAG